Penicillium paradoxum is the source of this 831-nucleotide messenger RNA. RefSeq names its product SAP18 family protein. The coding region runs from base 1 to 831 and encodes 276 amino acids. Lineage: Eukaryota; Fungi; Ascomycota; Eurotiomycetes; Eurotiales; Aspergillaceae. The record is from RefSeq and is a predicted model, not a curated record. Gene Ontology annotation, molecular function: transcription factor binding; transcription corepressor activity. Gene Ontology annotation, cellular component: nucleus. The transcript has a single exon. Gene Ontology annotation, biological process: negative regulation of DNA-templated transcription.
AUGGCCGCUCCGUCGCGAGAAGGCCCCAAGCCCUCGAUCAACCGCCAAACCACUGCACCCUUUCACCUAAAACUCUUUUAUCGUGUCAAUACCUUCAAUCCUUUAUCCGACUACAGCCUCCCCGUGCCGCCUCGCCGUGGAGGACCAGUCAGCGGACCAAACUCCAUCCGUCCAACAUCGCCUGUCGCAAGUGCAGCACCGCUCCCACAACAUCUGGAAAUCUACACAUGGCAAUCAUGUACACUACGCGAGCUCUCGCAGCUCCUUACUUCUGCGCUUCCGACAUUACUUCCUGAUCCGCCUGUUGGCACCCGCCUUUGCUUCCGACUAAUUUAUCCCGACGCGCGCGGUGCCGCAAUGGGUGGUCUCGAUGCGCGUGGCCGAUACUUGAGUAGAGAUCUAGGCAGUGUUGUUGUUGGACCGAGGGAUAGUCCGUUGCGCACAGAUGACGAUGAAGAUAAACAGGAGGCACGACCUCGCCCGGGCUCGCUCCGCUUCCAAGGCUCCGAGGCCGACAGACCCCUACAGGAUGUCCGAUUCAUCGUCGGAGACUACAUUGAAUGCGCAAUUCUGGCACCGCUCGAAGAUGGUUCCGUUGCACCGCCACUGAACGGCGCUUCGGGUCCGAUCAUGGGACCCAGAGGUGGAGGUGGAGGCGGCAUGCGCGCGUUCCGGGACAAUGGUUAUCCUCGUGGGCCUGGACGGGGUGGUCCUCGUGGAGCAGGUGGUGAUCGUGGACCUCCCCAUAUGCCCCGAGGAGAUUGGCACCGUGGAGAGCGAUUGCCUGAUGGUGGACGAGGCGGAAGUCGUCACGGAUGGACACCGUAUUGA